Messenger RNA from Anopheles coustani, 534 nucleotides. Its product is annotated as keratin-associated protein 19-2-like. The record is from RefSeq and is a predicted model, not a curated record. The transcript is spliced from 2 exons. NCBI's taxonomy places the organism in Eukaryota, Metazoa, Arthropoda, Insecta, Diptera, Culicidae. The coding region runs from base 1 to 534 and encodes 177 amino acids.
AUGAACCCAAUAGUCAUCUUGUUGUGUGCGCUGUUGGCCGUAUCCUGCCGAGCGACCACCACCGACCGCGAGGACGUUGCCGGCUCCAAGGAGGCCGCUUUGGCCACCUUUCUGCAGCCGCUCGAAGUGAGACUGCGUGACGAUCGUAUUCUGCCGGAGCGAAACGCAAGGGAACUGAGUUACCUGGGAACAGGAUACAACUACAGUCCGUACACGGCGGGUCAUUACAAUCCGUACAACCCGGUGUAUGGUGGACUGCAUGCCCAGUACAAUCCGUACAGUCCGUACGUCGGUGGGUUGAGUGGGUAUGGCUCCGGUGUCGGUGGUUUCGGAGGAGUUGGAGCAACCGGUGCAGGUGGUUUCAUUGGUGGUGGCCUGGCCGGAGGGCUCGGUGGAUAUCCGGCGGGUGGACAGCUUGGAUACGGCAUCGGACAAAGCGGCUAUUCGUACUCAAACGGCUGGAACGCCCUUCAAAGCCCGGUUGGAUACGGCAAUCAGCUCGCCGGGUACUAUAACCGAGGACUUUACGUAUGA